AAGUCAAGUACAUUAUUCUACCGGUGAACCACUCUUAAGUUUAUUUGCAUAUAAACUCAUGCUAGCAAGAGUUUUAAUAUAACACCCCCCAAAAAAAAUGAACUCAAAACUACACAUUGAAAUAAUAUUACUGAUUUUUCCAAUUACCAUUCUCUUGUUUGCUUCUCCUACAAAAUCCCAGCCUACGUUUUCAGCCUACAUAUGUGGAGAUCCUUUCUUUAACUACACCAUAAACAAUCCUACUUACAAAGCAAAUCUCCAUACACUCCUAUCCUCCCUAAUUUCCAAUUGGCGAAUUAAUAAUUAUGGGUUUUACAAUAACUCUGUUGGCCAUGAACUCAACCAAGUUUAUGGAGUCGCGUUAUGUAGGGGAGACGUUCCUACCUCCGAUUGUAAGGUGUGUGUUGAUUACGCAGCUGCAAGGAUCGCUUUAGAUUGUCCUACCCAGAAUUCCGCUAUAGGGUGGUACGAGGAAUGCAUGAUUCGUUACUCAAAUAAUAACAUUUUUAAAGGGGAGAUGUCACACCCACGAUUUAACAUAACAAGUCGUGAUUAUAAUAAAGUACCCGAUCCCAAAAGCUUCAACUUAACAAUUUCGAACUUGAUGAACAAGUUGGCCCUUAAAGCUGCUUCAGGGGACUCCCGUCGCAAAUUUGCGACGGGAGAAGUUAAUGUUAGCAGCAAACUUAGGGUAUAUGCACUGUUACAGUGUAUCCCAGAUUUGGAGGAAUAUGAUUGUUUGAAUUGUCUUAACCUUAUUAUCAAUUAUACAAUUGCUGAUUGUUGUUAUGCCAAGGAAGGGGUUCGAACUGGUGGUCCAACAUGUAACGUUAGAUACGAGAAUUACCCUUUUUAUAAGUCUGCUAUUGAGCUACCACCACUUCAACCACCGUCAACACCGUCGGCGUUAUCACCUCCUUCUCCGUUCUAUACAAGGCGAAAAGGUUGGAGAAUCAAAAGGCGCCCUAAAAUUUCCAUUAUCGUUAUCAUCUCUGUUUUUAUGAUUUCUGUACUACUAGGGAUUCUAAUCCGUCUCUGCUUAAAAAGAAGAGGAAGGUCGUUGUAUAAGGUUGAAAAUGAAGAGGCUGAAGAUGAUUACAAAAUGAUUGAAUCUUUGCAAUUGGAAUUUGGUGUUGUGAAAGCCGCAACAAAUAACUUCUCCAAUUCCAACAAGCUAGGCCAAGGAGGUUUUGGUACUGUUUACAAGGGUAGACUUCCUAGUGGACAAUUCAUAGCAGUGAAGAGAUUGUCCACAAGUACAGGACAAGGCGAAAAGGAGUUCAAAAAUGAGGCCUUAUUAGUAGCUAAGCUUCAACACAAAAACUUGGUGAGAUUUCUUGGUUUUUGUCUGCUGAAAGAAGAAAGACUCCUGAUCUAUGAAUUUUUACCUAACAAAAGUCUCGAUCAUCUCCUUUUCGAUUCUAUCAAGCGCAAGUAUUUAGAUUGGGAAAACCGGUACAAUAUUAUAGGUGGAAUUGCUCGAGGACUGCUUUACCUGCACGAAGAGUCUCGACUGUUAGUUGUCCAUCGUGAUAUAAAAGCAGGCAAUGUGCUACUAGAUGCAGAGAUGAACCCGAAAAUUUCAGACUUUGGCGUUGCGCGUUUGUUUGGGGUAGAUCAAUCUCAGGCCUAUACUAGUAAAAUUGCUGGAACUUGUGGAUACAUGCCACCGGAGUACGUGAUUCAUGGAAACUUCUCCAUCAAAUCAGACGUUUUCAGUUUCGGAGUGCUAGUUCUAGAAAUCAUAAGCGGCCAAAAGGUCAGCAAGUUUUCACAAGCACAAAAUGGAGAUAGUCUCCUAAGCUUUGCAUGGAGAAAUUGGACAGAAGGAAAUGCAAUGAGAUUGGUGGAUUCAACAAUUGCAGCUAUAAACACAAAUGAAGUCCUAAGAUGCAUCCACAUUGCGUUACUAUGCGUCCAAGAGAAUGCGUCACAAAGGCCAAUCAUGUCUUCCGUUGUUCUAAUGCUAAACAGUUAUUCUACCACUAUACCAGUACCCUCACGACCUGCUUUCCAGGUAAAUGCCCAAGUUUCUAUUAGGAUAGGAACUUGAAUAAGAUGGCGAAGUUCCUGAUGUACACUUGGAACAGUCACUGGAGUUCCAGAGCUGGAAGUUGUAUUUGUUCCAGUUUGAAGUCACAAGAGGAGCAACACAGUUACAUAUCAAGAGUUCCGAAUAUUCACAAGAACUAUUACAGACUCAUGGCAACGAGUUCCUAUUUAAACAUGAGAGGAACUCAUUAUUGUUCCUGAGCUGGAACAAGUGAAGCUUCAGAGUUGAAUGCCUCACCAAAGGAAAGACAUAUAUGUCUAGGUAGUUUAUCUUGCUUAGAUUAUAUGUAAUAUAUUAAUAUGUUAAGUAGUAUAUAAGGAACUAGAGGAACUUGGAUUACUCGUGUGUUUUUGUCAAAAAUAUCAAGCAACACAGUUUUAAGGAAAAUACUUUCAAAUAAAAUAUCUUUUCCUAUUUAAUAAGAAUAAGAUUUUCAUCACAUUUUGUUACUUAAAUAAAAACAGUUUUUAUCUUCCUAAAACUUCUCCUAUUUAUUUUGACAAAAUAAAUAAACAUUUUUCAGUGAUUGACAUAGUCUUAAACACGUCCAGCAGUUGAGGAAGUUGUGUGGGAAGUGGUCUCCCCUUGUUCCUCAAGUCUAGGGACGUGAAAAUCAAAGUGUCAGUUGUUGGCAGUUGAGUUUUUGAAGGGAACAAACCCUAAGGACAAAACUCUAUAUAAGGCCAAGAAGUUUUCUGAAAAAAAUACACAAACUUUCUAAGAGUUCUUGCUUUCCUAAAAACGCAUUGUCAAAGAUUUUUCUAAAAACAGUUUGUGUCCUAGUUAAUCCUAAGUUCCUAAGUGACAUAUAUACACAAAAGCAUCAUUAAUAUCUAGAGUUAUCCAAACACGAAUUGUAUUUGGUAUUAGUAAGGAUAGAGUUAUCUUGUUGAGACUUAGAGUUUAAGUCUGAGAGAGAGAAGUGAAAGAGCUGUAAUCAGAGUAGAUUACUGUGAGGAACACAAGUUUAAGAGGAACUUGUGUUAGAGAGAUUAUUGUAAUCGAGGCAUUACUAUAAUAAAAGAAUUCUCUUCUUGA
Messenger RNA from Spinacia oleracea (spinach), 3091 nucleotides. Its product is annotated as cysteine-rich receptor-like protein kinase 44. The coding region runs from base 98 to 2053 and encodes 651 amino acids. The record is from RefSeq and is a predicted model, not a curated record. Gene Ontology annotation, biological process: protein phosphorylation. The transcript is spliced from 8 exons. NCBI's taxonomy places the organism in Eukaryota, Viridiplantae, Streptophyta, Magnoliopsida, Caryophyllales, Amaranthaceae. Gene Ontology annotation, cellular component: plasma membrane. Gene Ontology annotation, molecular function: protein serine/threonine kinase activity; ATP binding.